CCCGCGUAAAUCCCUCUACCUCUGCUCAUUUUCCUCCCUAUUUUUUGGCCACCGACGGCCAAAAAUCUACGAACCGAGGAGAUCGUCGGGAAUGUACGGUGGCUCUACGCUGCCAUUCCGGCGUCUUUUUCGCUUCAUUAUCUUUCACUCACUGAACCACUGUUUUCAGCUCGCUUUUAAACUCCAGCGAUUGAAGAAUAUUGUUUUUGCUUAUUCGAGGCCGUUAACGACCGAUCGGAUUCUUAUCGUGCAGGGAAGCAGAUUGAUGAGCUCUCUAUGUUUUAUAAAUUGGUGUAAAGAUGUAGGUGUUGUAAGGUCUUCUGAGUAUCUAGAGGUUCGGGGAAUUGACUGCAAGGUAUUGGAGACAUUGGAUACGUUUGUUAGGGACAGAGCAAAAAGACCGACGAAUCGAGAGAAGGAGCAACGUUUACCUUCUUGAGGAUUAUUGAGAGGAGUACUCCCCUUGGUUAAUUAAGAGGAAGAUCAUGAGUUUAUGACUAAGGAACACUAUCU
Cucurbita maxima (winter squash) is the source of this 513-nucleotide messenger RNA. RefSeq lists its product as uncharacterized. NCBI's taxonomy places the organism in Eukaryota, Viridiplantae, Streptophyta, Magnoliopsida, Cucurbitales, Cucurbitaceae. The coding region runs from base 92 to 439 and encodes 115 amino acids. The record is from RefSeq and is a predicted model, not a curated record. The transcript is spliced from 2 exons.